This is a messenger RNA of Aspergillus steynii IBT 23096, 1148 nucleotides long. Its product is annotated as alpha/beta hydrolase. The coding region runs from base 140 to 877 and encodes 245 amino acids. The transcript is spliced from 2 exons. The record is from RefSeq and is a predicted model, not a curated record. Lineage: Eukaryota; Fungi; Ascomycota; Eurotiomycetes; Eurotiales; Aspergillaceae.
GCGCUUGCCAGCCCGCGUGGUGGACCCACGGUGGAGAUCGCUCGCCCGUGAUAACUUGAUAAGAGAGCAUUUCCCCCAGCGAUCGUCCCAUUCUCAACUCCGUACUCCGUAUUCGUGCGCACUCCUGCGGACUCGGACCAUGAACUCGACCGUCGUUCUCGUGCCGGGCGCCUGGCACCUGCCCACGUGUUUCGACCAGCUGCGCCAGGAACUGCACGCCUUGGAUAUAGAGUCUGUGGCCGUCGCCAAUCCUUCCGUGGAGAACUGCCAGCCGCCGAAGAACCUGACGCACGACGUGGCCAAUUUGCACGCCGUUCUGGCCCGCCUGGCCGACGAGGGAAAGACGAUCACGCUCGUCGCUCAUUCCUACGGCGGCGUCGUAGCCUCGGGCGCAGCCCAGGGGCUGGGUCUCGCCCAGCGACAGGCCGCCUCGCAGAAGGGCGGAAUCGCAAGAGUGAUUUAUCUUGGUGCCUUCGCGGUGCCGGCAGGAGUAUCGGUACUCCAAGCAGUCGGAGGCACGGCUCCUCCCUGGUGGGAGUACAAGGAUGACCAAGUCGUAGUGAGCGAUCUGCAUGCGUCCAACCCAGCGCACAUCUUUUACAAUGAUGUUCCGGUGGAGAUUCAGAACCAUUGGAUCUCCCAGUUGCAGCCGCACACGGCCGCUUCUUUCCAGAUUCCCAACACCUACGAGCCGUGGAAUGAUAUCCCGUGCACUUACGUGUUUACCGAGCAAGACAAUGCCAUCCCAUUGUUUGCCCAGAAGGCUAUGGCGGGUGGCAUGGGAGACAUAUCGACUGUCAGCUUAGAUGCGUCUCAUUCGCCGUUUCUGAGCAUGCCUAAGAGAGUGGCAGAAGUGAUCCGGGAUGCGAGUCAAUAAGGUACGAAAACAGGAAUGAUAGGGAUGUGAAAGAGACAGAGAGAGAGGAAAUCCAGAGUUAGGGCUGGCCUGUCACGGGACUUUCCGGGAUGCACAGAAUCGACGCCUUUGGAUCGGACUCUCAUGUCCCGCUCAAUUAGCAGUUUGUCUUGUCUCUGAAGUUGCCUGAUCUGUUUAGAAGCCGCAUCUGGGCGCAUCUCUGGAUGACUACAGCAUCUGUCUGACAAAUUUCAGCCGGUCUGAAAACUACCUUACAAUCUUACAAAUCUAC